Molecule: messenger RNA, 2658 nt
Organism: Adineta steineri
Lineage: Eukaryota; Metazoa; Rotifera; Eurotatoria; Adinetida; Adinetidae
Source: the annotation of a GenBank genome assembly
AUGAUUCCGUUUGUUGUCGAUUUGGAAGAUGAACGUGCCAUUGAAUUAGAAUUAGUUGGUGGUAAAGGAGUAAAUUUAGCGAUAUUAUAUCAACAAAAAUUCUGUGUUCCUAAUGCUUUUAUCAUUACAACUCAUGUCUAUGAAUCUAUUCUUAAUAAUCCGGAAAUAAAAAAUGCUUUAUCAACAAUCGAUAAUCUUAAUAUUGAUAAUAUAGCUGAAUUAGAAAAUAUUAGUAAUCAUAUUAAAACUAUAAUUUGUAAUAUAACUUUACCAAAUGAUAUAAUCGAUUUAAUAUUUAAAUAUUAUGAUAAAUUAUCCCAGGGAGCUAAUAAUACAAAUCUUCAUGUUGCUGUACGAAGUAGUGCUACAGCUGAAGAUUUACCUGAAAAUUCUUUUGCUGGACAACAAGAUACAUAUUUACAUGUAACAAAAGAAAGUUUAAUUGAAAAAAUUCAAGAAUGUUGGGCCUCAUUAUUUACUGCUCGUGCUAUAUCAUAUAGAAAGAAAUCAAAUAUUAAUUAUAAAAUAAUUCAACUCGCAGUAAUUAUUCAAGAAAUGAUUUCUAGUGAAGUUUCAGGUGUUGCAUUUACAGCUAAUCCUAUAACAGGUUUUCGUAAUGAAGUUAUUAUUGAUUCAACAUAUGGAUUAGGUGAAGCAUUAGUAUCAGGUUUAAUUACACCAGAUCAUUAUGAAAUAUUAACUGAAAAUAAUGAAAUACGUCGAAAAAUUAUUGGUGAAAAAUCUCUUCGUAUUAUUGGUAAAAAAAAAUGGUGUAAAUUAGUUAAAGAAAUUGAAAAAAUUUAUAAUCAUCAACCACAAGAUAUCGAAUGGUGCUUUAUGAAGGAAAAUUUUUAUAUUUUACAAGUUCGACCGAUAACAACUUUAUUUCCAAUACCACCCUAUGCGUUUAAUCAAUCAGGUUUACGAUGUAUGAUAUCAUUCGGUACUAUUCAAGGAUUUCUUGAACCUAUAACACCAUUCGGUGAAAGUACUGUACGUACAUUACUUGGUCAUUUCUUACGAAAAGUUGGUAUUAAUCGAAAUACAACAACUGAAGAUGAUAUAUCUUCUAAUCCAUUACAACAUAAAAUAUUUAAAUCAUCAAGAAAUCGUUUAUGGAUUGAUAUAACUGGUAUAUUAACAUCACCAAUUCGAAGUAUAUUUAGUCUAUCGAUGAUUGAUACUGGAAUGGAUAAAAUUAUAAAUCAUAUAAAAUAUUCCAAAUCAUUUCCAAUAAAAUCAAUGUUUAAAACUUAUAUCUAUUUAAUGUUAUUUAUUAUUCCUCUUAUAUUUAGAUCAAUACGAAAUUUUAUAUUUCCUCGUUAUGGAAAAAAAUUAUAUAUGGAUCAGAUGAAUAAAUAUCAUGAGUUUAUUGAUCGAGGUUUUAAAGAUGAAUACAAUCAAAAUUUUACGAAUUGUGUUCAACAUUUUCAAAGAAUUUUAUCGAUAUUGCCGUUACGUUUAAUGCAUUAUGGUGCUAGUUGUGUUGUUCCUGCGAUUAUCUCGUUGAAAAUAUUACAAAAAUUAAGUAAAAAUCCAAUGGAUGCACUUGCCUUAACACGUGCUGUUGAAUCAAAUCCAACAACCGAAAUGAAUCUUAUCUUAUGGAAAAUAACUAUUUUAAUACGAGAAAAUGAUCAUAUUUUAAAAUUAUUUCAAAAUGAAUCAACAAUAAAUUUAGUAAAAAUGUACAAAGAGAAAUUAUUUGAGAAAAAUAUUCAAUUCGAAAUCGAAGAAUUUUUUCAUAUUUAUGGUUGUCGUGGUAUUGGUGAAAUUGAUAUUGGUCGUAAACGAUGGUCUGAUGAACCACAAAUAAUUCUAGAACAAAUAAAAAAUUAUUUGAAAAUUCUUAAUCCUAUUGAUAAAAUUCAUGAACAAAGUAAACAAAGUGCGUAUGAAGCAUUGACUCGUAUUGAAAAUCAUUUAAAAUGGUCAUUUAUUCAACGACCAUUGAUAAAUUUAUUAUUUAAUCGUUUAAAAAUCUUAUUUUCAUUACGAGAAUCACCGAAAUUUCAUGGUAUUAUUCAAACAUUUGGUAAAUGUCGAAAAGAACUUUUAUCUAAAGCACAAUUAGCAGUUAACGAAAAAUUUAUUUUACAUAGUGAUGAUAUUUGUUUUUUAUAUAUUGAUGAAUUACAAUUAUUAGCUUAUGAUACGGAUCAUAAACAAUAUACGAAAAGAAAUUAUUGGAAAAAUUUAAUAGAACAACGUCAAAUAGAAUAUAAGCAGCAAAUGUCUUGUAAACGUAUACCAUUAAUAUUAAUGUCUGAUGGAACAACAUAUUAUGAUGCUAGCACGAUACCAGAUGAUAAUAAAGAUCGUGUUGAAUUAAUGGAAGGAGAAUUUCUUGGUAGUCCAGUAUCUCCAGGUAUAUACGAAGGAAAAGUACGAAUAGUUAAUGAUCCAAUAAAUUCUGAAUUGCAAUCUGGAGAAAUAUUAGUUUGUACUGCUACUGAUCCAGCAUGGACAACAUUAUUUCCAAUUGCUGGUGCGUUAGUUUUAGAAAUGGGUGGGAUGCUUCAACAUGGUGCUAUAGUUUCAAGAGAAUAUGGUUUACCGGCUGUUGUUGGUGUAUCGAAUGCUAAAAAUAUAUUUCAUAAUGGUCAAUUUAUUCAAGUGAAUGGAUCCAAUGGACGAAUUAAAAUUUUAUCGGAUUAA